AUGUCGGCCUCGCAAAAAGAGGUCCGACAGUCAUGCCAAGAUGCAAAAUGUCAGGUGUCUAAUACACCACGCACUCAGCCAUGGAAAAAGUUUUGUGAUCCGGACUCAUCGAAGUUCGAGCAUGUAAUCAAGGACAGCCCUGAUGCGAGGACAGCUGGCAAAGAAAAGGCAGAGUUGAUCACCUACCUGAAGGAGAACAAGGGGCGUCCUGUCACAAAACCUCCUAAAGGGGAACAGCCUUACUUCCUUGAGGAAGUUGAACAACAAUCUGUUUCAGCGGCCGCUCUUUAG
Messenger RNA from Thyridium curvatum, 291 nucleotides. RefSeq lists its product as uncharacterized. NCBI's taxonomy places the organism in Eukaryota, Fungi, Ascomycota, Sordariomycetes, Thyridiales, Thyridiaceae. The record is from RefSeq and is a predicted model, not a curated record. The transcript has 2 exons. The coding region runs from base 1 to 291 and encodes 96 amino acids.